AUGUUUGGAGGAUUUGCUCCCCCACAGCAGUCUGCCGAGGAGAUUCGCGCCCUUGAGGCCGAAGCUACCUUUACUAUGCAGCAGGUCGCUGCCACGGCCUUGAUGCUGUACCUCUCCCCCUUUGCCAUUGACAUGGCUAGCCGCAUCUUCUAG
This is a messenger RNA of Beauveria bassiana ARSEF 2860, 153 nucleotides long. RefSeq lists its product as uncharacterized. The coding region runs from base 1 to 153 and encodes 50 amino acids. Lineage: Eukaryota; Fungi; Ascomycota; Sordariomycetes; Hypocreales; Cordycipitaceae. The transcript has 3 exons. The record is from RefSeq and is a predicted model, not a curated record.